AUGAGUCAACCUGAAGGACAGCAGAAUGAUGACGCUAAAAAUCUCUUCAAUUUAGGAACCAAGUAUGAGAGGGAGGGAGAUUAUGUCAAGGCAAUGGAAUGGUAUUUGAAAGCUGCUGAAAAAGGCCAUGCUGCUGCACAUUAUAAUAUUGCAGGAUUUUACCAUGAGGGGAUGGGUGUUAAACAAGAUUAUUCGAAAGCCAUGGAAUGGAACUUGAAAGCUGCUGAAAAGGGUGAUAAAUUUGCAUUGUUUAAUAUUGGAUACAUGUAUUCGAAUGGAGAAGGGGUUAAAAAAAAUUAUGCCAAGGCAAUGGAAUGGUAUUUAAAAGCUGAUGAACACAAUAGUGCAGAUGCACAACACAAUAUUGCCCAAUUUUAUUAUUAUGGACAAGGAGUUCAAAAAGAUAAUGCCAAAGCAAUGGAAUGGUAUUUGAAAUCGGCUGGAAAUGGAACUUCAGGUGUCAGCUCAGCUGCCAAAUAUAAUAUUGGAUCCAUGUAUGCUAAUGGAGAAGGAGUUCCCUGUGACAUGUCAAAAGCUUUUAGAUGGUUUUCUACGGCUGCUAAAGAAGGACAUGCAGGUGCACAAUGUGCUCUUGAAUAUUUAUUAGACAACUUUGAAGAUCUUGAUGAUGAGGAUGAAGAGGAAUUCGGUAUGGAAAACAUUUUGGAAUUAGCUCGUCAAGGAGAUGCCAAUGCUCAAUACGAAGUGGCAGAUUUAUUUCUCAAUGGUAUGCAGAGUGAAUAUCAAGCACUGGAAUGGUAUCUUAAAGCAGCUAAACAAGAUCAUGCACCAGCUCAAUACGAAGUUGGAAACUGUUAUUUCUUUGGACGUGGCACUAGCAAAGAUCUCUCUUCUGCUCUUGAAUGGUUUUUAAAAUCUGCAGAUCAAGAAUAUCCUAAAGCACUUUUAAUGAUGGGUUAUUUGUUUGAAAAUGGAGUUGAGGUUGAAAAGAACUUUGAAAAGGCGUUGGAAUACUAUAAGAAAGCAGCCGAAAAGGGGGAUAAUCAAGUAAAGUUUACCCUCGCCUUAAUGUAUUCAGAGGGUAAGGGAACAACUGCAAGUAUGAUGGAUUCACUUAAAUGGCUACUUGAUUCGUAUAAGGAAAGCAUGUUAAGCAAAAGUGUUGUUCAAUUUUUACAAUAUUUCAACUUGGUAACCGUAAGUGGAAUUGAGAAUAGAAAGGAUAAGAAAUUCAUUACUCAACUUUACGAUGAUUUUAUUUCAAAAUCAAUUUGUGAUGUGUGUGAAGAAGAUUGUGAGGGUUUUUAUUAUGCAACUGGUAGUGACAGAAAUUCUUUUGAUGUUUGUCAAAAGUGUUGGAAAAAGACUAAAAUAUUGAAAGAGUUUAAGGAUGAAAUUGGAGACAGAAAAUUUAAGGAAACUCAUUACCUUGCACAUUUCCUUCCGCUGAUUAUGUUUUGUAAGGAAAAAGAAGGAGUUUCUAAUAAGCAGUUGGACACAAUUAUUGCAGAAUUGAAAAAAUGUGUAAUGUAA
Molecule: messenger RNA, 1494 nt
Organism: Naegleria gruberi
Lineage: Eukaryota; Heterolobosea; Eutetramitea; Acrasida; Naegleriidae
Exons: 1
Coding region: 1-1494 (497 amino acids)
Molecular function (GO): protein binding
Source: RefSeq, a predicted model, not a curated record